This is a messenger RNA of Orbicella faveolata, 2221 nucleotides long. Its product is annotated as F-actin-capping protein subunit beta isoforms 1 and 2. Gene Ontology annotation, biological process: negative regulation of filopodium assembly; barbed-end actin filament capping; regulation of lamellipodium assembly. Lineage: Eukaryota; Metazoa; Cnidaria; Anthozoa; Scleractinia; Merulinidae. Gene Ontology annotation, molecular function: actin filament binding. Gene Ontology annotation, cellular component: cytoplasm; F-actin capping protein complex. The record is from RefSeq and is a predicted model, not a curated record.
UGGUGUGGUAGGAGCGGCGGCCAUCUUGUGGAGAGAGCGGUGUUUCCGGCUGGUUCUAGGGGUUUAUUUGCCGCUUCGAAAGUUGUUACCUCUUUUAUAUAUAAUAAGUGUUUAAGGCUUUUGAUACACUUAACAUUUACAAUGACGGAAAGACAACUAGACUGUGCGUUAGAUUUAAUGCGACGGCUGCCUCCUCAACAAAUAGAGAAGAACCUUAGUGAUCUAAUUGAUUUGGUUCCUAGUCUUUGUGAAGACUUGUUAUCAUCUGUUGAUCAACCACUUAAGAUUGCUAGGGAUAAAACCACAGGCAAAGAUUAUCUUCUUUGUGAUUACAAUAGGGAUGGCGAUUCCUACAGAUCACCAUGGAGUAAUUCUUAUGACCCUCCUUUGGAUGAUGGUGCAGUGCCCUCUGAUAGGUUAAGGAAACUUGAGAUGGAGGCUAACUCCGCCUUUGAUCAGUACAGAGAAAUGUAUUAUGAGGGUGGAGUGUCAUCAGUUUACCUCUGGGAUUUAGAUCAUGGAUUUGCUGGUGUUAUUUUGAUCAAGAAAGCUGGGGAUGGUUCUACAAAGAUCAGAGGUUGCUGGGAUUCCAUUCAUGUUGUGGAGGUUCAGGAGAAGAGCAGUGGCCGACAAGCUCAUUAUAAGCUCACAUCAACUGCCAUGCUUUGGCUUCAGACAAACAGGGCUGGAUCAGGUAUAAUGAAUUUAGGAGGAAGCUUGACAAGACAGGUUGAGCAGGACAGUUCAGUGAAUGAUGCUAGUCCACAUAUUGCCAACAUUGGUAGAAUGGUGGAGGACAUGGAAAACAAGAUGAGGAAUACUCUGAAUGAUAUAUACUUUGGCAAAACAAAGGAUAUAGUUAAUGCCUUGCGGAGUGUGAAUAGCCUUGCUGACCAAGGAAAACAGAAACAAUUGCAACAAGAACUCUUUGGUGUUCUCAAGAACCGCCAAAAGUAGUUUUAUACACUUAGCAACUUUCUCUUUGAUAAAUCACUGCAAUGAUCUUCAAUUUGUGAUGUGAAAAUUAAUUAGUUACAGGGGAUUUCUAAAAUCCUCAGAACUUUUGUAUAAUUUUCUGGUAUCACUAUCAAUAUUUUUCACAAAUUGAAAAAAGAGCCCGGUGAAAAUUACCCUUCAAGUACCAUUUCCCCUAGUGUAUUUUGUGAAAGCCAUGAUCUUGCAGAUUAUCAAUGUUUUUAGAAACUUAGGUCUUGGCUCCCUUAUAAAAUGAGCUCUGUUUGAUUGCCUAUGUAGGCAGAAGGAUUACAUUAGCCUUGACUUAACUGCCAGGACUUAAGACCCAUUUACACGACAGAAAAAUUUUGGCACAGUGCCAGUAUAAUAACUGGUGGUAGGAAUGCCCAGAAGUGGCCUGGCACAGAUAAAUUCAUCUUUGCCAAACUUGUCAAAAUUUCUUCUGUGCUCGGACUACUUAUUCCAUUCCAUGGGUCUGUGCAUGGGUUAAAUUUGGGCUUAGCAUGGAUGAGAAAAAAACUCAUUUACACAAUGGAGUUUGUCUGUGCCAAACCCUUUUAAUUGGUAUGUGUACCAUUUAAAUCUAGAUCUCGCCAAACAUUUUCUGUCAUGUAAAUGGGCAUUAACAUGCCAAAUAAGUAUAUCAAGAAUUGCUGGUCCUCAUAAGAAUAUUAUUGUAAACUACCCAUGCAUCUUACUGGCAUAGGGGUACAUUUUGUGAGUAAAAAUUACUUUGCCUCAGUGGUAUGCUGUGAAUGCCGUUAAUUUUAAUCUUGCAUUCAAUGGUUGCUAGUGUGAAAUGUGUUGGAAAUGCAACAGAUUAUGGCUGAUAUAGCUGUCAGUUAACUUGAACAGUUAUUUCAAGAUUAAUCCUUAGAGACAUGAAACAACUUGGGAACUGAAGAGUUUCAUAGUUACACAGCCUUUAGGUUAUCUGUUUAUUGACUUGUUAAUAAAUUACAUAAUUGUUUGUGUGGUUGCUAGUAAUAAUAUUGCUAAUAGAAAUUUUAAUGAAAAGAUUCAUUGCCUUCAAAGUUGUUGCAUGAUCACAUACUCUAGUUUUGUAGAAUUGAUGCCUUUCAUUUGCAACUACAUGUAUAAAAAAACAUGUACUUAAUAAAAUGGUUUUGUAAUUUUAAUAUACACAGUGCAUUUAGUUAUGAAAAUGUUCUUCCCUUACUGAUGUUAUGUCCAUCUUGGCUCCAGGUUAUCAAAACAGAACAUUAAAGAGUUCCUAAAAAAUAAA